UGUACGCAGAAAGGAGGAGGAGAAUUAUAAGAGCCAUGACAGUUAAAAACGAGACUGUUUGAUAGUAAGAGCAUCCAGUCUGAUUGACAUCAAAAUGAGGUGCUGUGUUUUUCUCUUUCUGCUCCUGCAGGUUUGGGGAGGUUUAGGCUUUCCUCUGUUUGAGCUCAACUCAAAAGCAGAUGAUGCUCUGCAGAUGGCGCUCAGUCAGAUCAAUGCACGCAUUGCCAGGAAUCACCUCUACAGAGUGUCCAAGGCAUCUGUAAAGAGGAUUGUUCCUUUGGGAAUGAACACUUUUGAUCUGCAUCUGAGGUUUGGCGUUAGGGAGACGGAGUGUCAGAAGAGCUCUGGGGUCGAUCCUCAAGGCUGCAUGUACCGCAAAGGUUUUUUUGUGCCGGAGGCCGGGUGCUAUAUCAGAGCCAGAGUGAGUCAGGAUGUCACUCGUAUCAUCUCUCUCAGAUGCACAAAGGCUGACAGCUCGAGCUCUGAGUCCAGCGAGGAGGGAGGGUUAGGAUUAUACUUCGAUUCAAAUCAUUUUGGGACUAGAGAACGCACACAUUCAACUUUAGCGCCAAACAUUAAAGCGGCUCCACCAAUAUAUGCGGGUCAUCAUGACAACACUGAAACCAACAUCGCUCGUGGAGACAACUUCGACAAUCACCUGCCGUAUCACUGACCUGCUGGAUGAAAUCACAUGAAGAUUCUUCACACAAACUUUACGGUGCUACAAACAAAGCUAAACAAAAAGACUACUGUACUAAGGAUGUUGUCAUUGGCUACCAAUAACUACAGACUCCACUGAAACAUGAAACGAGAUUAUUCACUGUAUGAGAUAUGAAUAUGAAUAGAAACCUGCUAGAAUUAACCUCUACAAGAAACCCAAUAAAAACAGAAACAUGGAUGAUA
Molecule: messenger RNA, 903 nt
Organism: Labeo rohita (rohu)
Lineage: Eukaryota; Metazoa; Chordata; Actinopteri; Cypriniformes; Cyprinidae
Gene: spp2
Product: secreted phosphoprotein 2
Exons: 6
Coding region: 95-673 (192 amino acids)
Biological process (GO): bone remodeling
Cellular component (GO): extracellular region
Source: RefSeq, a predicted model, not a curated record